UUUUCAUUGCUUCUUGUUCAACAAGCCACAGAUUCCUUUCUUUUAACAUACUUCUUCUUCUUCCCCCAAAUCUCCCUCACUUCUAGGGUUCACAAAACCCCCAAAUUCCAUUCAAUUCAACGAUUUCUUCACUCAAUUCUCUAUUCAAAAUGGAAGGAGAAGGUAGCUUGGAUUCUCAAAUCGAGUCACUGCUGAAUGUAGAGAAGCAGAUGAGGCUUAAUGGUGAUGUUGCUGGUACAAAGAAGGCAGCGAUCGAUAUUCUUCAACUCUGUUUUGAAAAUCGUGCUUGGAAGACGUUGAAUGAUCAGAUUGUUGUGUUGUCUAAGCGUCGUGGACAGUUGAAGCAGGCUGUAACUGCCAUGGUGCAACAAGCAAUGCAAUAUAUUGACCAGACCCCAGAUAUCGACACCAAGAUUGAGCUUAUCAAAACACUUAACAGUGUAUCUGCUGGGAAGAUUUAUGUUGAAAUCGAGAGAGCCCGAUUAAUCAAGAGGUUAGCUAAGAUUAAGGAGGAACAGGGCCAAAUAGCCGAGGCUGCGGAUUUGAUGCAGGAAAUUGCGGUGGAAACGUUUGGUGCAAUGGCAAAAACUGAAAAGAUUGCAUUCAUACUUGAACAAGUUCGUUUAUGUUUAGACCGCCAAGAUUAUGUGCGUGCGCAGAUCCUUUCUAGAAAGAUUAGUCCAAGAGUUUUUGAUGCUGAUAGUUCGAAAGAGAAGAAGAAACCGAAAGAAGGUGAGAGCAUUGUCGAAGAAGCCCCUGCUGACAUUCCGUCAUUGCUUGAAUUGAAGCGGAUAUACUAUGAACUUAUGAUUCGAUACUACUCGCACAAUAAUGACUAUCUUGAAAUAUGCCGGUGUUACAAAUCAAUAUACGAGAUUCCUUCUGUCAAAGAGGACCCUGCUAAAUGGAUCCCAGUUUUGAGAAAAAUCUGCUGGUAUUUAGUACUGGCACCCCAUGAUCCUAUGCAGUCAAGCCUGUUAAACGCAACUUUGGAUGAUAAAAACCUAUCAGAAAUUCCUCAUUUCAGGUCACUUCUAAAACAACUGGUCACAAUGGAGGUGAUUCAGUGGACUGGCUUGUGGAACACAUUUAAGGACGAAUUUGAAAACGAGAAGAACAUGUUAGGUGGCUCUUUAGGCGACAAAGCUGCCAAUGAUCUCAAGGAGAGAGUUAUAGAGCAUAAUAUUCUUGUUGUCUCAAAGUACUAUGCAAGGAUAACGGUAAAACGGCUGGCUGAGCUUCUGUGUCUUACCGUCGAGGAAGCUGAAAAACAUUUAUCUGAUAUGGUGGUAUCGAAAGCACUGGUGGCGAAGGUAGACAGGCCUAUGGGAAUUGUAUGCUUCGAGUCAACCAAAGACAGCAAUGACAUUUUGAACUCAUGGGCCACCAACUUGGAGAAGCUACUUGAUCUUGUUGAGAAAAGUUGCCACCAAAUUCACAAGGAAACCAUGGUUCACAAAGCUGCCCUUAAAGCAUGAAAACCGAUCUCGAAUUCUGUUUUUUUAUAUAAAAAAAUUAUAGCCGGCAGCAGGAAUCAGGUAGAACUGGGGACGAAAGCGUUUUAAUCCUAUGGUUUGUUUUCUUGUUAUUUUGGUGGUGUUGGUGUAUCGCAAACAAACACUGAUUCAACAGAGGCGUUACAAUGUAAUAUGUUGUACUUUUUUUUCAACUCUUUACAACUGACCUUCAUAACUUUUGAUUCGCUUUAAUUCA
Molecule: messenger RNA, 1713 nt
Organism: Helianthus annuus (common sunflower)
Lineage: Eukaryota; Viridiplantae; Streptophyta; Magnoliopsida; Asterales; Asteraceae
Product: 26S proteasome non-ATPase regulatory subunit 12 homolog A
Exons: 11
Coding region: 150-1478 (442 amino acids)
Cellular component (GO): nuclear proteasome complex; proteasome regulatory particle, lid subcomplex; cytoplasm
Source: RefSeq, a predicted model, not a curated record